Messenger RNA from Tarenaya hassleriana, 1459 nucleotides. Its product is annotated as spermine synthase-like. Gene Ontology annotation, molecular function: spermidine synthase activity. Lineage: Eukaryota; Viridiplantae; Streptophyta; Magnoliopsida; Brassicales; Cleomaceae. Gene Ontology annotation, cellular component: cytosol. Gene Ontology annotation, biological process: spermidine biosynthetic process. The record is from RefSeq and is a predicted model, not a curated record.
UUCAUGUAUACCGUACUUGAAAACCUUGUUUACUUUUCUUUUUGCCUCCCGAUAAAAUUUCAGAGUAAGAAGGAACUGUUUCAGGUUCAACAAGUGCGAAAUUAUUUACUCGUGUGUCCAGUAUAUAGAGGCUGGAGCCGGGUAAGAAAAGGAUCGUCCAUGGAGGGAGACGCCGUAAAAGGUUUGGAAUGCCCGAAGAUUAUGGAUGGGAAGGCGAGUAACGGGAACGGUUUGGACGAGGCUCUGCCUUCUUGUUGCCUGAAGGCCAAUGCAUGCUUACCUGAGCAAGAUGCCAAGUGCCAUUCUACUGUUGUUUCAGGAUGGUUCUCGGAACCUCACCCUCGCCCUGGUAAAGCAGGCAAAGCUGUCUAUUUCAAUAACCCUAUGUGGCCGGGAGAAGCACACUCGCUAAAAGUUGAGAGAGUUCUGUUCAAAGCCAAGUCGGAGUUCCAGGAAGUCCUAGUCUUUGAGUCAUCCACGUACGGGAAGGUGCUUGUUCUAGAUGGCAUUGUACAGUUGACUGAGAAAGAUGAAUGUGCAUAUCAAGAGAUGAUCACUCACCUUCCUCUUUGCUCCAUUCCUUCCCCUAAAAAUGUUUUGGUCGUUGGUGGUGGUGAUGGUGGCGUUCUCACGGAAAUUUCUCGCCAUAGCUCUGUUGAGGUUAUUGACAUUUGUGAGAUAGAUAAGAUGGUUAUAGAUGUGUCUAAGAAGUACUUCCCUGAAUUAGCCAUUGGAUUCGAGGAUCCUCGUGUUCAGCUUCAUGUCGGUGAUGCUGCUGAGUUCCUUCGAAAAUCUCCUGAAGGGAAGUACGAUGCGAUCAUCGUUGAUACUUCAGAUCCCGUGGGUCCUGCUCGAGAACUCGUUGAGAAGCCAUUCUUUGACACGAUAGCCAGAGCAUUGAAGCCGGGUGGUGUUCUCUGCAACAUGGCAGAAAGUAUGUGGCUCCAUACCCAUCUUAUCGAAGAUAUGAUCUCCAUUUGCCGUCAAACAUUCAAGACCGUCCAUUACGCAUGGACCAGUGUUCCCACGUAUCCAAGUGGUGUGAUUGGUUUAUCUUCCGAGGGACCCUCUGUUGAUUUCAAGAACCCCAUCAACCCCAUAGAAAAACUUGACGGAGCCAUGAACCAUAAACGAGAACUGAAAUUCUAUAACUCAGAGAUGCACACAGCAUCUUUCGCUUUGCCCGCUUUUCUGUGUAGAGAGGUCGCCUCACUUCGGGCGUCCUGAGGUAGCUUUCUCACAUCCGGGUUUCUCGACCUCUUUACCCUCUCGGCUCUGUAACUUAGGAAUAACAGAUUGCUGCCAUAUUCAGACAGGAAAGCGAACCUUGUAUCUCUCCUGUACACUGUGUUUUUGGUAUUUGCCUAAUGAUGGAUAUGUCUUAGUAGAAGACUCGCUUCCUUGACUGCUUGACUUUCUGAUUGAUAAAUAGAAACUAUAUAAAUAAAGAUUUCACUCA